AUGCAACAAAUAGCACACCCUAUCAUUCGUCGUCAUGUCGCGAAAAACUCUUUCUUUUCAAUGUUACUACACAAAUACGCGGCCAAUCUUGAGAUGCCUGGGCACAUACAUACUCUAAACCUGUCAUCCCGAAAGAAUUCAUUCCUUGUACACUCAACGAGUUCAUCUUGUUGCUUUCACACCACUCGUCAUGUUCGCGACGAUUCAUCCAAGUCCUCCUCCAAUUCUUCUUCUUCUCAAUUAUUCGAUCAGUCACCACACAUCAAGAAACAAAUUAGAAAAAUUUACAAAUUCACUCAUCCUGAUUUAUUCAUUAAUGAACACUUUAAAAAAGUCAAUUCUCAAUCUCUCUCGACUUUUCAAAAUUUUAUUGAUGAAUAUAAAGGAUAUUUAAAGAAUGAUAGUUCUUCUUCGAAUAAUCAAUACCAAAACAACCCUCACAAUAGAUUUCAACACUACAACAAGUAUGAAUUACAAUUUUAUGUAAAACAAUCUGAACAAGUGAAAAAAAUUACUCUCUUUGGAUUACCUCAAAAUAUUCAAUUAUCUACCACUCAACAACAUGAAUGUUUUGUAAAGAAUGUUGAAUAUUUAUUUUCUCAAUUAUUUAACUCUAAGAAUUCUACAGAAGCAUCAUCAUCAUUGAAUCCAUCAACACCACCAUCCAACAAUUCUACACCAUCCAAUAAUCUGUCAUCGAGGACAGAACAUGAUCCAAACUCAUCAUCACUACACUCUUCUCUUGAAGAAUAUUAUCAAACUAAUUUUAAAAGUCAUCGAACGAACCUGAAAGAUUCUUUUUGGUUUGAAGAAAAAUAUGGACAACAACAAGAACAACACACAUCCAAUCUCAAUCCACACCAUGUGAUUCAUAUUGUCAAUGAAUUUAACAAAACAUCAAAUUUAGAUUUUGAAAUUUUAUAUAUUCGUAGAUUUGAAAUUCUAUCUCAUUUAAUUAGAAACAAAUUAUGUGAAUGUUUGAAUGCCAAAUCCAUUCGAUUUUAUAAUUAUUAUAAUUCUAUCGAUUUAUUUGAAAAACAAUAUGAAACUAUUAUGAAAUUUACAAAUUUAUUACAUGAUCAAUAUGGAAUUGAUACUUCUCAAUGGGGUAAAAAAGAAAUGAAACAUGAAAUUAUUGCAAAUUUAAAAAGACAUGAAGAUCCUUAUCAUUGGUCAAAGAACAGUGAGAGUAUGACAUGGAAUUCUCAUAACACCUUGGAUGAUGAAUCGUUUCAUGACAUGUUAUCUAAUAGGAUGAAUCAUACUACUACUAUAAAUACUAGUACUACUGGCUCUCAACGUCCUACGACGAAUACAAAUACUACUACUACAAAUAACACAAAUACUUGUAGUAGUAGUAGUACUACAAAUAAUACUACUAAUACGAGUAUAACAUCCCACAUGUAUCCCUAUGAAAUUUCACUUAUUAGAAGAAAAUUAAAUCAACACAUUCAAAUUAAAUUUGGAAGUGGACAUACUGGUAUUAACAAGUUGGGAUGGAUUAAUUUAAAUCCACAUGAUUCUGCUCAACAUUGGAUGAAUUAUUUACUAUAUGAAUUGAAUGAUCAAGAUAUUCAAAGAGUGUUAAAUUAUGAACACUAUACAGAUAUGGUAUUGAGAAUGGAAAAGAGAGUGAGUCAACAACAACAACCAUGGUAUCCAAAUGAUCAUGAUCAUGAACAACAACACCACCACCAUCACACCCAUUCUUCUUCACAUCACCAAACCAAUUCUUCAUAUAAGAAUCAUUCAUUCUCUUCUUCAUAUAAGAACCAUUCAUUCUCUCAUUCAUCCUCUCCUCAAUAUAUUAAAUAUUAUUAUCAUCCAUUGAAUCGUCAUGAAUCUCAUCUCGCAAUGAAAUACAUUCAAAUUCAACAAAUUACAUGUCUCAAUGAUGAAUUAAUACAUGAUGAAAGAUAUUUAACAUUAUUAAGUGAAUUGAUUCGAAUUGGAAAGAGUGAAGAUGUGAACAAUCAUUCAUCAUCUUCACAUCAACACUCUCAUUUAUUUAAUAUCAUUGUCUAUAAGAGUGAAGGUGAUGAAUCAUUGGAUGAAAUUCAAAUCGAUGAUCAAUGGAAUUAUAUUUAUUUACCAUUAAGUUAUGUGAACAAGUAUCAAAUUGUGGAUGUAGCUAAUCCUUCUACAUCUAAUACUUUAAAUAAUACUUUUAAUCCUUCAAAUAAUAAUACUUCUACUGCUUCUACUACUCCUUCUACAUCUAAUACUUCAAAUAAUAAUACUACUACUACUCACACCCAUCUAUUGUUGGGUAUUCAUCUCUUAUUGAAUCAAAUCAUUCUCAAAAGUCAUGAUCAUCAAAAUACCAACAAUGAACAACAAUUACAACAUGAUAUUCAACAAAUGCUCAAUGAAACCAGACAUUAUUUGAAUUUAAGAAAUUUAACAUGUAUUCAUUCACUCUCUCUCAAUGAUAUUUAUAUUGCAUGUAUGAAAUUAGUGAAAUUUAGAGAUGUCUUGUAUCCUUAUUUGAAACAUCGAAAUGUAUUAAUUGUGAAUAGUAAUGAUCCAUGUAUGGUUCGAGUAAGAAAUGGAGAAUUGAAUAUUGAAAUACCUUUUAAUUUUUAA
Molecule: messenger RNA, 2586 nt
Organism: Naegleria lovaniensis
Lineage: Eukaryota; Heterolobosea; Eutetramitea; Acrasida; Naegleriidae
Exons: 1
Coding region: 1-2586 (861 amino acids)
Source: RefSeq, a predicted model, not a curated record